Sphenostylis stenocarpa is the source of this 1902-nucleotide messenger RNA. Lineage: Eukaryota; Viridiplantae; Streptophyta; Magnoliopsida; Fabales; Fabaceae. The record is from the annotation of a GenBank genome assembly.
AUGAUGGCCCUUCUCCGAAACCACCUCUUCCAUUUCUCACGUUCCCCAGCUCCCACGCUUCUGCUUCAGCUUCAAGCGUGCGCGUUCUCAUCUUCGUCUACUCCUCAUCACUCUCGAGACGUGAGGGUUUCGGUGUGGUGGGAUUUCAAGAGCUGCACCGUGCCAGAUGACGUAGAUGCUUCCAAGGUUGGCCCCGCAAUCGUGAAGGCCGUGAGGGCCAACGGCAUCAAAGGUCCGCUUCACAUUACCGCUUUCGGCAACGUUAAUGUUCUCCCCAAGCCCGACAUGAAUGCACUUGCUUCCACCGGCAUUGAAUUCAUCCACAUUUUUAACGGUGGAAAGGAUAUUCUUGUUGAUAUCAUGUUUUGGGUUAUCCAAAAUCCUCCACCUGUACAUCUCUUUCUGAUAUCUGGUGAUAAAGGUUUUGCUUCCAUAUUACACCGGUUAAGAAUGAAUAAUUACAAUAUCUUGCUGGCUAGCCCAAGGAAUGCUCCUAGUGUUCUCUUCAGGGCAGCAACUGUAAUGUGGCAAUGGUCUUCAUUGCUUAAGGGAGAAAAACUUAUUGGUAAACGAUUCAACCAUCCUCCUGAUGGUCCAUUUGGUUCUUGGUACGGAAAUCUUAAGGUGCCACUUGAAAACCCAUUCCUAGCUGCUGAGCAGCCUACAUCUUUACAAAAUGUGGAGAUCUCUGAACCUUCCUUGGACUUAAAGUUAGGUGCAGUUCCAAUGUCAGUUGUAAGACAAAUUAAGCAUAUAUUAAAUUUACAUCCAAAAGGGAUCUCCAUAACAGAUUUUUGUGGGGAGUUGGUAAAAUGUGAUGUGCCUUUGGAUACAAGUUUUUAUGGAUUUAGAAGCUUUUCAUGCUUUCUAUUAGCAAUGCCACACAUACAGCUGCAGCCUUUAGGGAAUGAUAAUUUUUGUGUAUGUUUGGCCCCCUCAGAGUCCCCUGAUCCUUUUGACAGCAGUGUUGUCCCAUCAACAUCAUCUGUUGUUAAGAACAACGAGAGGGUAGAUGCAGACGAGACUCCCUCAACUGCCAACAUCCAUGCAAGGAGUAUGAAUGAUGACUCAAAAUCAUUCCAACAUGUCCCUUUCCAAACCAACAUUGUUGGGGAAUGUGUGUAUGGUAAAUUGGUAUUUCCUUCAUUAGUCAAAGGACAUGAAUUUCAGACCCAAAAUGACUUGGAGAAAUCUUUGCUGUCUAGUGAGAAGGUUGCGGAUCUGGCUAAUGCACAGCAACUUGAGAUUCAACAGCCACCCAAGAAAAACAAAUUUUCCAAAAGUAAGACAAGUUCAUUAAAAGCUAAAUCUAAAAGGUCAUCUGACAUUGGCAAUGUUAAAUCUGAGGAUGCAAGUCAUAAAACUAUAGAAAAACAUACCACUUCAGGGAAUCCCUAUGCUGGCAAUGAUAACACAACCAUGGAAGACAAUGGUACUGGAAAUUAUGAAUUGGGAAAUUUUAAAGCAAGGAACAAACAUGAGAGUCCAACUAGAAAGGUGGCUGCCGAAGUUUGUUUCAGCCCAUAUUCUUCACCAGUUGAUGACUCUCUGAUUGAUAGAACACACAGUGGAAUUGCUGACACUUAUAACAGAAGGCCAACAUUCUUUAGUUGGAUUAGAAGUUGGUGUCCAUUUUGGAAAAGCAAUGCAAAAUCUGAUGAUUUAGCUGCUCAGCAGAACAAGGUGGAGAGUCACUUGGAGGAUUCAAAAGCUGAAGUGGACCAGACUGUUAGUCAAUUUGAAGAACCCGCCUUAUCAGAGCUGGACCAGAAUGUUGUUCAUUAUCGGCAGCCUGAAUUGUUUUCUAGUGGUUCAUUUUGGAAUGAUUUGGAAUCUUUUAUUUUCAUGCCCAAAGGAUCACUUCUUAUUUCGCAGUCAAAAAACAGGGAGGAUGACACAUAA